Messenger RNA from Oncorhynchus nerka (sockeye salmon), 4149 nucleotides. It is a transcript of the gene trpv4, whose product is annotated as transient receptor potential cation channel, subfamily V, member 4. Bases 390 to 3047 code for a protein of 885 amino acids. Gene Ontology annotation, molecular function: protein binding; calcium channel activity. Gene Ontology annotation, cellular component: plasma membrane; cilium. Lineage: Eukaryota; Metazoa; Chordata; Actinopteri; Salmoniformes; Salmonidae. The record is from RefSeq and is a predicted model, not a curated record. Gene Ontology annotation, biological process: calcium ion import across plasma membrane; actin filament organization; osmosensory signaling pathway. The transcript has 17 exons.
AAGCGCCCCUUGUUUAGGUGGGCGUUGAGUUGGAUGCGUGAACAUGGAAAGCAAAGGACUGAGGUAUGCAGCUGUAGCAGUGUGUAAAUUUAACUGGGAACACUGCCUGGAGAGCAGAAUAAUGACUAGACUAGGCUACACCCGAAAUCAGAUCACCAAUUUCUUCAAAAUAGUUGAAGAAAGAAGUAACUAAGGUACUAAAAUCGGGAGGAAGUCGAUCCAAAUGUUUUGUCCACAAACUUUUCAGAACUUUUCCUAUCGUUAAGAAAGAAAAACUGCGCUGCACAAAAGGUCUAUUGAUUACAGGACAAGGACCCCUCCCCCCAUGCUCCAGCGUCACUUCCAGUUUCCCCUGAAGAAGAACUCAGCACCUCAGCGUGACAUAAGGGAUGAAUGAGAACCGCUCCCCUGCCACUCUACUGAGAAGGUGCCGCAUCGCCAUGACAGAGACGGACACGCCUCCCUCGGCUGCAAACAAGACUGCCCUGUUCUCGGGCUCAGGGGAGGGAGGAGGAAGUGGCGAGGGACAGCCUGAUGCCGAUGGUACCUGUCCUGAUCUGUCGGCACUGGCCGACCUGUUUGAGAGUGAGGAGGGCUCCCAGUCACCUCAGGACCCGGCUCCGGACGUCGACCGGCCAGGCCAGCUGCAGCCAGGGGACGGCCGACAAAACCUCCGCAUGAAGUUCCACGGUGCCUUUAAGAAGGGCAUCUCUAACCCCAUGGACCUGCUGGAGUCGACCAUCUACGAGUCACCCGUGGCGCCCGGCCCCAAGAAAGCCCCCAUGGACUCUCUCUUUGACUAUGGUACCUACAGGCACACCAACAACAAGAAGCCACGCAGGAAGAAGCUCCCGCGAGGUAAGACUGAGACGUCCUGCAAUGAAAGUCUGGACCCUCCGGGCUUGGACCCACCCAAGGUGUUGAAGGUGUUUAACCGCGUGCUGCUCUUCGAUGGCGUGUCACGGGCCGACCCAGAGGCCCUCUCCGGCCUGCUGGAGUACCUACAGAGUCACGAAAAGAGGCUCACCGACGAGGAGUUCAAAGAACCUUCUACAGGGAAGACAUGCCUGCCUAAAGCCCUUCUGAACCUGUACAGUGGUCAGAAUGACACCAUUCCUAUGCUGAUGGACAUCGCAGAGCAGACAGUCAACCUCCAUGAGUUCAUCAACACGCCCUUCAGAGACGUCUACUACAGAGGGCAGACGGCGCUCCACAUCGCCAUUGAGAGGCGCUGUAAGCAGUACGUGGAGCUGCUGGUGGAGAAAGGGGCAGAUGUUCACGCCCAGGCCCGCGGACGCUUCUUUCAACCCAGGGACGAGGGGGGCUACUUCUACUUUGGCGAGCUGCCUCUGUCGCUGGCAGCGUGCACCAACCAGCCGAACAUGGUGCACUACUUGACCGAGAACGCCCAUAAGAAGGCUGACCUUCGACGGCAGGACUCGCGCGGCAACACAGUGCUACACGGCCUGGUGCACAUCGCCGACAACACCCGGGACAACACCCGUUUCCUCACCAAGAUGUACGACCUGCUGCUGACCAAGUGUGCCAAACUCUACCCAGAAUGCAGCCUGGAGGACAUUCUCAACAACGAUGGCAUGUCGCCCCUUAUGAUGGCAGCGAAGCUGGGAAAAAUUGGGGUUUUCCAGCACAUCAUUCGCAGGGAGAUCAAGGACGAGGAAGCGCGUCACCUCUCACGGAAGUUCAAGGACUGGGCGUACGGCCCCGUGUACUCCUCCCUGUACGACCUCUCCUCGCUGGACACCUGUGGAGAGGAGGUGUCCGUGCUGGAGAUCCUGGUCUACAACAGCCGCAUCGAGAAUCGCCAUGAGAUGCUGGCUGUGGAGCCCAUCAACGAGCUGUUGAGGGCCAAGUGGCAGAAGUUUGCUGCCGUCACCUUUUACAUCAGCGUUGUCUCCUACCUGGUGACCAUGAUCAUCUUCACCCUGGUGGCCUACUACCGCCCAUCCCAGGGAACGCCUCCGUACCCUUACACCAACUCCACAGACUAUCUGCGUCUGGGAGGGGAGGUUAUCACCUUGGGCUCCGGAGUCUUCUUCUUUCUCACCAACAUUAAGGACCUCUUCCUGAAGAAAUGCCCCGGGGUGAACUCCCUAUUUGUCGACGGCUCCUUUCAACUGCUCUACUUCAUCUACUCUUUGCUGGUGAUAGUGACUGCGGCCCUCUACCUGUCGGGUAUCGAGGCCUAUGUGUCUGUGAUGGUGUUUGCGCUGGUCCUGGGCUGGAUGAACACUUUAUACUUCACUAGAGGCCUGAAGCUCACCGGCACCUACAGCAUCAUGAUACAGAAGAUUCUCUUCAAAGACCUGUUCCGGUUUCUGCUCGUCUACGUGCUCUUCAUGAUUGGAUACUCGUCAGCUCUGGUGUCCCUCCUGGCGGUGUGCCCCGGGCCUGACGAGGUGUGUCCGGAGGAAGGCGGCUGCCCCACCUACCCCCAGUGCCGGGACACGGACACCUUCAGCAACUUCCUGCUGGACCUGUUCAAGCUGACCAUCGGAAUGGGUGAUCUGGACAUGGUCAGCAGCGCCCAGUACCCAGCUGUCUUCCUCAUCCUGCUGGUCACCUACAUCAUCCUCACCUUCGUGCUGCUGCUCAACAUGUUGAUCGCUCUGAUGGGAGAGACAGUGAGCCAGGUGUCCAAGGAGAGCAAGAAGAUCUGGAAGCUGCAGUGGGCUACGACAAUCCUGGACAUCGAGCGCUCCUUCCCUGUGUGUCUGCGGAAGUCCUUCCGGUCCGGGGAGAUGGUGACAGUGGGGAAGAACUGGGACGGUACCCCUGACCGCCGCUGGUGCUUCAGGGUGGACGAGGUCAACUGGUGCCACUGGAAUCAGAACCUGGCCAUAAUCAACGAAGACCCGGGCAAGAACAUAACAGAGACCCAGCAAUGCCCUGGUACAGUGCAUCAAACCGUCCGUGGCCUGAGGAGAGAUCGCUGGUCCACGGUGGUGCCACGGGUUGUGGAGCAGAAUAAAGGGCCACGACCACGAGACCUAGUACUGGAGAUGGAGCCACUGACCCCCAGACACUGACCCUGUGCAGAGGGCUAGAGCCCAGCUCUGGGGGCCUCCAGGAGCCCGGGUCCUUAAGAACACCCUGCAGAUCGGAGGUACUCAGACUGACAAAGAAGAGUUGGGCCAUAAAGUUUGCCACUUUGCACAAAACUCUGUCGGCAUGAGAUUAGAACCAAAGAUCUGUACAAAGUAUUAACAGACGAUAGAAAGGAUUUAGAAAAUAUAGGAAUGUAGUGUUUGGUCAAAGGAAACCAUCCAUUUGUUUAUCAAAUGCUUUUUUUAUUCAACUAGUUGUGAAUGGUGGUCAUACCUCCUGAUUUAUAAGUAUCCUCUACCUUGGCGGUUUUAACCCGGGAGGAAGGACCCUCGGGAAGCUGUUACCUGACAGAAUGCCCCGGCUUCAACUUUCAACAUAUCCAAAUGUGUGUUUUCAAGAGUCGAUCAUAGAUGAGACGUAUGUCGAGGUGAUCUAUUGGGAGACUGCUGAUGAACGCAUAUUGUACCUCCUGUAUUUAGGAAAACUUGCUCAGGGAGUUCAAGGAGGCCAAAAUAUUUAUUAUAUUCAUACGCGUAUCCUUGUUGUUUUUAGCAUCUGGAAAAAGAACUGAGAGGAACUGAUUCAAGUUCAAACAAACCAUUUUGGGAUGGGAUGUUCAAGCACAAUAUGUACUGUAUGUAUGUAGCUAUACACUAAAUGACAAAAAACUAAAGCUAGCUUUAUAUGGCCCACCGUUUUUCAUUUCCAUCAGUUUAGUCCUGUUGAUUGUCCGACACACAGGGUCCUAAUUUUAUUAUUCAUGCUUGGAUAGGAUUUCUUUGAUCAUAACAAACAAACACUGAAUUGAUUUGUUGAGAGGAAGAUAUAUUCUCCCUAACAGUAUUUAUGUGGAUUUUUUAAGCUUUGGGUGUUAUACCAACAUGAAAAUAGGCCUUCAAUUAAAACCGAAACAUUUGCUACUGAUCCAACAUCACCCAGAGAAUGGUUUUGAAGAUGUAAGCUGUUUUUCCAUCAUGUUUUGUUGAGGCCUUUUGAUUCAUAAUGGACAUUAGCUUCCUAUGUGUUUCAAAAUGUUUUUAUUUUAUUUGAUACAAUUCCUAAUAAAUUUUGCGACAACGUUAA